CGCCCAGCCGGGGCAGGGCGGGGGAGCUGCAGAAGCGCCCCGUGCGGUGCGGUGCGGUGCGGUGCGGUGGUUUUUGAAACCUAUUUGGUAUCAUAUCACGUAUGUGCAGCGCCACGGCAUAGACCGGCGAGGGAUUUACGUGUUUAGCAACCACUGCUGUACCUGGCUGAAAGACUGACUAACUAUUGAUCUUUAGGCUACGAACGCGGCGUUUUACCACUUCUUGGAUGCUGUUGCUUUUCACGGGUUGUAAUGGAUUUAGACAGAAGCAAAAUGAACGAACACCCGAAAAAGAGGAAAAGAAAGACUUUGCACCCGUCACGGUACUCAGAUUCUUCAGGUGUAAAUAAAUACAUAGACAACAGUGGGAUUUUUUCUGAUCACUGUUACAGUGUCUGUUCUAUGAAGCAGCCAGACAUAAAAUUUUCUGAAAACAGAGGAAGAUACCAUGGUCCAGCACAGAACCAUGAUACGGAUGAUGAUGGCAGCCCAGUACAUGCUGGGACAUCGCAGUGGAGCGGGACCCAGUCAAAUAUCAUGGGGUUGCAUUUUAUAGAUUCAAGGAAGAAAGAAAAAGCUGCUAAUGGAAUCUGUAAAGAUAUGUGCGAGUCUCCUAUAUUCAGUGACAGCCCAACUGAAGAGGAGAAACCCCUUGAUAUUCAAACAGUAGAAAUUUCUACUACAGAAGUUAAUGCCAUAGAAGUUCAUGAUAUAGAAACACAAACCAUUUCACCUGAAAAGCUAGAAGCCGAAGACAUUGAGGAAAUACCUGUUGAAAGCUGCAAACUGUUUGAGAAGAACCAGGCUUUGAAUAUCACUGCUCAACAGAAGUGGCCUUUAUUACGAGCCAACAGCAGUGGCCUGUACAAGUGUGAGCUGUGUGAGUUUAACAGCAAGUAUUUUUCUGAUUUAAAACAGCAUAUGAUUCUGAAACACAAGACAUGCACAGACACAAAUGUUUGUAGAGUAUGUAAAGAGAGUUUCUCUAGCAAAGUGCUGCUGAUUGAGCAUGUCAAAAUACAUGAGGAAGACCCCUACAUAUGUAAAUACUGUGACUACAAAACAGUGAUAUUUGAGAACCUCAGUCAGCACAUAGCAGAUACGCAUUUCAAUGAUCACCUUUAUUGGUGCGAGCAGUGUGACGUGCAAUUCUCUUCAAGCAGCGAGCUGUAUCUGCACUUCCAGGAACACAGCUGUGAUGAACAGUAUCUGUGUCAGUUUUGUGAACAUGAAACCAAUGAUCCAGAAGACUUGCACAGCCAUGUGGUAAAUGAGCAUGCAUGUAGGUUAAUUGAGCUAAGUGAUAACUAUAACAACAAGGAGCGUGGACAGUACAGCCUCAUAAACAAAAUUAGCUUUGAUAAGUGCAAAAACUUUUUUGUAUGCCAAGUAUGUGGUUUUAGGAGUAGGCUGCAUACAAAUGUCAACAGGCAUGUAGCUAUUGAACACACCAAAAUAUACCCCCAUGUUUGUGAUGAAUGUGGAAAAGGCUUUUCAGGUAUGUUGGAGUACUGCAAGCAUUUAAAUUCUCAUCUAUCUGAAGGGAUUUAUUUGUGUCAGUACUGUGAAUAUUCGACGGGGCAGAUCGAAGACCUUAAAACUCAUUUAGAUUUUAGGCAUUCGGCAGACUUGCCUCACAAAUGCACCGAUUGCUUAAUGAGGUUUGGAAAUGAAAAAGAUCUUCUAAGUCACCUUCAGAUACAUGAGACAUCUUGAUGGUUUUAUUUUGCAUUGUUAUCAACUUAUUAGAAUUAAUGUACUUUCCAGUGGGUCAUUAUAAUGUGAUAUUAAAUACAGUUUUCAUAGAGAUUCCACAGUGGCUAAUUUUUAAUUACUCGUAUACUUGAUGUUGGGAAUUUUAGAUUGGCAGUAAAUAACCAUAAGUAUAAUGUGAUUGUUCAGUCAUUAGCAGAGCAAUUUAAAGGGCCCUCCUAUCUGAUAACAUUCAAUAGCACUUGUAUUUGACAUGAAGGGGAAGAUGGUUUUGUCUAGGUCAGAAAAAUGGGUGAGAAAACUAACUUCUACUUUUACACUUUUAAACGUCUUUAAUAUUAUUGUUUAGCAAACAGGGCUGUGUGUUUUCAACUGGAAACCCCAGUUUACUUUAUGGCAGCCAGGUGAGUACGUUCAUCUUCAGCAAAUUGCACUGACUGCUGGAGACAACCAUGCUCCAAAAAUGGCAUUUUGGCAGAUACUCCUAGCAAUCCUUUGCACCAGUCUACAAUUCCAUAUUACUCCUGCCAAGUCCUCCCACUCCCUACACUAUAAGUCCCUAAACUUGACCUGUCUUGCAUGUUGUGCUACCCCUACUCUGUUAGCACCCCCAUCCAACUGUUCAGUCCCAACUGAACUUAUUGAACAGUGCAACUGUUCGAUAGCCAUCUCAGUCCCCUGACAAAUGUCACAAUUUCCUGCCAUCUGCUACAGGCCUCCAAAUUUUUUAAUGCAUCUUUUUAUUAUUUUCUAUAGUUUCCUUUUCUUUGAGAUGCACCUAUUGACAGGUGUCACCUAUGUGGAGGUGUGAUGAUGGAAGUAGCUUUAGGGAUCCAGUUAACAAUGUACCCAGAGGUGUAAUCUUUGUAGGUACAAGGGGCCUAAUUCAGCUGUCAGUGAAAUGGGGUAUGUCCCUGACCUCAUUAAGAGUAAGACUGAGCCAUAAUUACCGUUAUGGUUAGCAUUACAUGACUAAGAGCUAAGGUAAUUUGCCUUAUUCUCAUCCCAUGAAUUCUAAACUUUCUCUCCCGUGUGCAUGUCCAAGUGUCUAGUGCGGUGUAUAAUAAAUUAAAAUAAUUGUAAUCCUUUUCCAGACUUUUCACCCACCUGUUCAGAUUGGAAACUGCCAAUGUCAUGCUAUCCUCUUUAAAAAGGAGUAUGUAUUCGUAAGGUGCUGUUUCUUUGCCAGGUUUCUGGCUGAUCAACAUUUAGACCUGAAAUAAGAGGUGUUUAGAUUCUGAUAGCUAUAAAGGUGAAAUAGCCAGUAAGUAAGUAGGAGUUUACAUUUGUCUGUAUUGACUGUAAAGUUGUAAUGUAUGAAAUUGUCCAAUAUAAGCUUUGUAUAAACAUAAUUCAUGUGCAAGUAUUUCUGUGGAGCUAUGAGAAUGAGAUCUGUGUUAAUAGCUCAGCACAAAAUUUUCAAGUUCUGUGUACUGAAUUCAUAAAGCUAAAGAUAAAAUUUAGUCCUGUACAGCCUGCGGAAAUCCUUUUUUGCCUCAAAUCCUUUUCAUUCUGGAAACAGAAGCUAUUUUGAGCUGGGUAGCAUAUGCUAUUCUUAAUAAUAAACAACCUACCAGCUAGCCUUGCAGAAGGUAUAUUUGCUCAUCUUUCCACCUUACACACUCUACAUUCAAAGGUUAUUAAAAUGAUUUUGAUUCCUGUUACCCAGAAAAUCCUCUUUUACAUUUAUAAUGGGAUUACUGUAAAUCAUUAUUAUACCACAAUGAUUUUUUUCUCAUGAAUUAUCUGGUGUCACCAUCCUGGCUGGCCUGGUAGUGGUAGCAUAAAGAGAAUAUAAGAAUUUGGGUUCUGUUCACAUUUGGGAAAUUAAUGCAUGCUUGCAGAUUGAGUUGGAAAGAGAGGAAGGGUACAUGUCAGUUAUUACUAGUACUACCUCCUUUUACAGCUAGGUACACUGAUGAGUUCUGGAGAGGAGUUGGAUAUAGGAGGAAAAUUAGGGUGGGAAACUGGCUUGCUGGUGGUGAGGGAGAAUAGGCAUGUUUGUACUGUGAUUUAUCAUGCCUUAUUUAAGAGAGGGGGUUUAGUAGUGGAUAGAGUACUGAAAUGGGACACAGAAACUCUAGGUUCAAAUCCUGGCUCCUGGGUGGUUUUCCUAGAUGCUUUGGGGCAAGUUCUGGAGUUGCUUUUUAUGUACAAGAUCCUAACCUGUAAAAUGGAGACAAAAUAUACCUAUUUACUGUGAAACAUUUCAGUAUCACAGUGAUGAGGUACUACAUAAGAUAAUCGCUUCCAAGAUUUUGUUAGUUGUAACUAUACGCAAGAGAAUAAAUACUUGACUCUAAGUAUAUUUUAGAAUAUAUAAAUAGCUCAAUUUCUGCUGAAGGGGAAUAUACCUGGAGCUUUAUUGUGUUGGCAGGAUAGUCAUGGAUUAAAAUGGAGCUGUUCAGUGUUGAUGAUAUGAAGUAUUUCAAGAAGAGAGAGCCCAGAGUUCUGCAGAGCAUAUUUAAGUUAAGUCAAUUUAAAGCUCAUGAAAGCAGUUAGUUUGGUAGACUGAAAUCCACUAUAAACACAGAAAACCACCAAAACAGUUCAAAUGUGGUCUGGGUACAUGAUUCCUUAGAGCAGCGAUUCUCAACCAGGGUGCCAUGGCACCCUGGGGUACCUUGAAAUCAUAUCAAGAGUGCUGCAGGGUGCUAUAAAAUGGUAGCA
Alligator sinensis (Chinese alligator) is the source of this 4383-nucleotide messenger RNA. RefSeq names its product zinc finger protein 639 (gene ZNF639). Gene Ontology annotation, cellular component: nucleus. Bases 253 to 1716 code for a protein of 487 amino acids. The record is from RefSeq and is a predicted model, not a curated record. NCBI's taxonomy places the organism in Eukaryota, Metazoa, Chordata, Crocodylia, Alligatoridae. Gene Ontology annotation, biological process: regulation of transcription by RNA polymerase II. The transcript is spliced from 4 exons. Gene Ontology annotation, molecular function: DNA-binding transcription factor activity, RNA polymerase II-specific; RNA polymerase II transcription regulatory region sequence-specific DNA binding.